Messenger RNA from Cucurbita moschata (crookneck pumpkin), 2683 nucleotides. RefSeq names its product probable boron transporter 7. The transcript has 14 exons. Gene Ontology annotation, molecular function: solute:inorganic anion antiporter activity. Gene Ontology annotation, cellular component: plasma membrane. Gene Ontology annotation, biological process: transmembrane transport; monoatomic anion transport; monoatomic ion homeostasis. The coding region runs from base 174 to 2150 and encodes 658 amino acids. The record is from RefSeq and is a predicted model, not a curated record. Lineage: Eukaryota; Viridiplantae; Streptophyta; Magnoliopsida; Cucurbitales; Cucurbitaceae.
AAAAUUUGUUUCCCAUUGGCUCUCACUGCGGCAAUCUUCGCCGGUGAUCUUCCGGCCGAUAACUGUGUUCUUCAGCUUCCAACGGAGUCAAUACUUGUAGUGGCAGCCUUCAGCAUUUCUCUGUCACAUUCUCCGGCCUCGAGUUCUCGUAGUUGCUUUAAUUGGCUCCAGCGAUGGGGGCUCCAUUCGAGGGAAUAGCAAAUGAUUUCAAGGGGAGGAUAGCAUGCUACAAACAGGAUUGGGUUUGUGCACUAUGUUCAGGCGUCAGGAUUUUAGCUCCUACUAUGUACAUUUUCUUCGCCUCUGCUCUUCCUGUUAUCGCCUUUGGAGAGCAACUUAGUAGGGAUACAGGUGGAAGUUUGAGCACAGUGGAAGCAUUAGCCUCAACUGCGCUGUGUGGAAUUAUCCACUCAAUAUUUGGGGGGCAGCCUUUGCUGAUUUUAGGAGUGGCAGAACCAACAGUUAUAAUGUACAUUUACCUGUACAAUUUCUGCAAAGGCAGGCCGGAGUUAGGGGGCAAGCUCUUUUUAGCGUGGGCUGGAUGGGUGUGCAUCUGGACAGGAUUCUUCCUGAUUCUCCUCGCAAUCUUCAAUGCUUGCGCUGUCAUCACCAAAUUUACAAGAGUUGCGGGGGAAUUAUUUGGCAUGCUUAUUGCUGUUCUUUUCUUCCAAGAGGCAAUAAAGGGAUUGAUCAGCGAGUUCAAUAUUCCCAAGUCAGAAAAUCCAGAGGAAGUGAAGUACCAAUUUCAAUGGUUGUAUACAAAUGGGUUGCUUGCUAUCAUUUUUUCUGUGGGUUUACUCUUCACAGCCUUGAAAAGCAGACAUGCUAGAUCAUGGAAAUAUGGCACUGGGUGGUUUCGGAGUUUCAUUGCGGACUAUGGGGUUCCACUUAUGGUCGUGUGUUGGACAGCAUUGUCUUAUGGAGUUCCCAGCAAAGUUCCAGAUGGAGUUCCAAGGAGACUCUUUUGUCCAUUACCUUGGGAACCAGCCUCAUUGUACCACUGGACUGUAGUGAAGGACAUGGGGAAGGUUCCGCCGACUUUCAUCCUUGCUGCUUGUCUGCCAGCCAUGAUGAUAGCAGGUCUAUACUUUUUUGACCAUAGUGUUGCAUCACAAUUGGCUCAACAGAAAGAGUUUAAUCUUCAAAAGCCAUCUGCAUAUCAUUAUGACGUCCUCUUGCUUGGGAUUAUGACUUUGAUUUGUGGAUUGCUUGGAUUACCUCCUUCUAAUGGUGUUCUCCCACAGUCCCCAAUGCACACCAAGAGUCUGGCAGUGCUUAAACGGCAGCUAAUUCGAAGAAAAAUGGUAAAGAGUGCAAAAGAAUGUAUCAAACAAAAAGCUAGCAACUCUGAAAUUUAUGGAAAGAUGCAGGCUGUGUUCAUUGAAAUGGACACAUCUCCAACUCCUAAAGAGCUAGAAACCUUGACAAAGGCAGUGAUGAAUGCUGAUGAUGGUAAUCAGGACGGAAAAUUCGAUGCUGAGAAAAAUAUAGAUCCUUAUUUGCCUGUUCGUGUGAAUGAGCAAAGGAUGAGCAACUUGCUGCAGUCUUUCCUUGUUGCCUUAACAUUACUUGCUAUCCCUAUAAUGAAAAUGAUACCCACUUCUGUUCUGUGGGGAUACUUUGCUUAUAUGGCCAUUGAUAGUCUCCCAGGAAAUCAGUUCUGGGAAAGGAUGUUAUUGCUCUUCAUUACACCCGGUCGGCGUUUCAAGGUCUUGGAGGGGUCUCAUUUAUCCAUUGUUGAAUCUGUGCCAUUCAAGAUCAUCGCAUCAUUUACCCUCCUUCAGUUUGCAUAUUUCUUGCUGUGCUUUGGUGUAACAUGGAUACCUGUAGCUGGAAUCAUGUUCCCACUUCCAUUUUUCCUCCUCAUUAGCAUAAGAGAGCAUGUGCUCCCCAAGUUCUUCCAGCAUAGCCAUCUUCAAGAGCUCGAUGCUUCGGAGUACGAGGAGAUUGCCGGUGCUCGACGUCGUGCCAACGUUCCGGAAAAGGAACGACCUGAUACAAUUGUGGAAGAAAAUAACGAAGAAUACUAUGAUGCGGAGAUAUUAGAUGAGAUGACAACUCAUAGAGGAGAGUUGAAGCUUAGGACUGUAAGUCACAACGAAGAACGGUUCCUGCAGAUUCAUCCUGAAGAUUCCCUUCAAAGACAAUGAAUGAAGCAGGUGGAAGCAAAAUAGGACAAUAAGAGAGCGUUUGAUCGAGCUCGAUGCAACAUGAUUUCGACAAUCGGUUGAGAGUGAGUAUACGGGAAGACAUUUUCUUCUCAAAGAAGACAUCAAGUUUUACAUAAACCGAUUCAUUAUAUAAACAUGCAUACAAGAAAAUAAGAUCUUAGAAAAGAUUUAAGUUGUUAUUCAAUUUACAAUAGGGAAAGCUUUUAGAGAAUCAAAAAGCUUUUAGUCAUUCAUUCAUUUGAUUAUUGAAAAUUAAAAAGGUAAGGAAAGGAAAGGACGGUGAGGAUCGGCUAUUGAGAUUAUUAAGAAAGAAAGAGAGCUGUAGUUUUUUGUUUUUUGUUUUUUUUUCCCUUUCCUUUCCUUAUUUUGGUUCACUUUAUUACUAUUUCUUCUUUAAACUAUAAAUUUAUGGUCAAAUAUAGAAUCUAUGUAUUUCAGUUCUUGUUGCUUGCAGAUUUCUGUCAUGCUUUAUGUGCAGACAGUUAAACUAAAACCCAAGUAUUGGUUUUAUA